Molecule: messenger RNA, 894 nt
Organism: Mucor velutinosus
Lineage: Eukaryota; Fungi; Mucoromycota; Mucoromycetes; Mucorales; Mucoraceae
Product: acetyl-coenzyme A synthetase 2
Exons: 6
Coding region: 1-894 (297 amino acids)
Biological process (GO): oxaloacetate metabolic process
Molecular function (GO): catalytic activity; magnesium ion binding
Source: RefSeq, a predicted model, not a curated record
AUGUUAGUCCCGGGCAGUGAUGAGAGAAAAAUCCAUAAAUCGAUUACAGUCGGGGCAGAUUGUGUCGUGUAUGAUCUCGAGGACAGUGUCUCAUCGAGUAAAAAGGGAACAGCUAGACACAUGGUGAUUGAUGCCUUGGAGGCUUCAGAACAUGGAAAAGCAGAGAAGGCAGUUAGAAUCAAUGCUGUCGGAUCAGGACACGAGCUGGAUGAUCUCAAUGUCAUUCUGCAUUCGAAACGACUCCAAGCUAUCGUGAUUCCCAAGGUCCAGAGUGCAAAAGAUAUCCAAUUUGUCAGUAGAAUGAUUGACUCGGUAGCAGUAGAGUCCCAACGUGAGCGUAUCCGAUUGAUCGCAUCUAUUGAAAGUGCUCUCGGCAUGAUGAAUAUUAAGGAAAUUGUCACAGCAGAUCCUCGUUUAGAUGCAUUAAUAUUUGCUGCAGAGGACUACUGUGCAGACCUGGGAUUGAUAAGAACAAAAACACGAGAGGAAAUGCUAUUUGCUCGUCAACUCAUUGUGAAUGCAGCAGCCGCCUAUGGUUUGCAAGCCAUUGAUUUGGUGUGUGUGGACUAUCAAGACCAGGAAACGCUCUUACAAGAAUGCAAAGAAGGCAGAGAAUUCGGGUUUGCUGGAAAACAGGCUAUUCACCCUGACCAAAUCGACAUUAUCCAAAAGGCAUUUUUACCUGAUCCUAACGAUUUGGAGAGGGCAGUGCACAUUGUGAAUGGAUUCCAGGUCAACUCACAAAAAGGUAUUGGCGCAUUCAGCUUGGAUGGCAAAAUGAUUGAUAUGCCUGUAGUCAAGUGGGCCGAGAAAGUAAUUGCUCGAGCAACAGCUGGUGGAAUGCAAAUACCCAAGGUGGAAGACAAGGUGAAGAAGGACGAGGAGAAGAAAUAA